Colletotrichum phormii is the source of this 879-nucleotide messenger RNA. RefSeq lists its product as uncharacterized. The transcript has 2 exons. Bases 1 to 879 code for a protein of 292 amino acids. The record is from RefSeq and is a predicted model, not a curated record. Lineage: Eukaryota; Fungi; Ascomycota; Sordariomycetes; Glomerellales; Glomerellaceae.
AUGGCGCCCCUCGUACCGCGAUUCCACCUCUUCGAAAUUGACGACCAGACAUGGUUCCCCUCCUUCCUCCGCGCCUACGUCCAAGAAGGCCUCCACGCAGCCUGGGUCUACCGCGUCCCCCUCCUCCAAACUUCCUCCCCAGCCCGCCUCGCCGCCCGCAUCCUCCAACAAACCCUCGGCCCCCGCCUCCCCUCCUACACCUUCAUCGACUUCUGCGCCGGCUCCGGCGGUCCCACCCCAUCCAUAGAACGCUACGUAAACCGCCACCUCACGGCCCAGAAACAACCCCCCGUCGACUUUGUCCUCACAGACCUGCACCCCAACACCGAGUCCUGGGCCCGCGCCGCCGCGCGCAGCGAGCACAUUGGCUACGAACCCAAGAGCGUCGACGCCGCGAACGCGCCGCGCGAGUUGGUGGAGGGGUAUACCUCUAAAGGGAAGAAGGUGUUUCGGCUGUUCAAUCUGGCGUUCCACCACUUUGACGACCCGCUGGCGAAAGCGAUUUUGAAAAACACCCUCGAAACGUCGGAUGGCUUCGCGAUUAUGGAGCUGCAGGGCCGUGAUCUCCUGUCCUUCCUGAUGCCCGUGACUCUUGGCAUCGGGUGCUUCAUUUUCGCGCCGCUCUACGCCUGGAGGCUGCGCAGCUUCUCGGUGCUCGUCUUUACCUACCUCAUCCCGAUCAUCCCGUUCGUGUUGGUGUUUGACGGGUACAUUUCUGCGCUGCGGACGAGGACGCCGGAUGAAGUCGAGGCGCUGAUGAAGUCGUGCGGGGGGCGGACCGAGGGGUGGGAGUUUAAGAGCGGGAAGGAGAUGCAUAUGCCGCCGGUUGGAUCUGUGAGAUGGAUUGUGGCGGAGAAGAUUUCUUCGAAAGACUGGUAA